Molecule: messenger RNA, 3373 nt
Organism: Labrus mixtus (cuckoo wrasse)
Lineage: Eukaryota; Metazoa; Chordata; Actinopteri; Labriformes; Labridae
Product: lysosomal cholesterol signaling protein-like
Exons: 19
Coding region: 348-3134 (928 amino acids)
Biological process (GO): transmembrane transport; intracellular signal transduction
Cellular component (GO): membrane
Source: RefSeq, a predicted model, not a curated record
UUUUAGUUUUCUGCCUUGUGUUUUCAUAAAAGCAAGCUCCUGAGUGAAGCUGGUUGACUUCACUGUGCCAAGUUAGCUGACGGUAUGUUCAUGCUCAGAGGCGUAAACAGGGACCCUGAUCCCGUUACUUCAGACCCUCAUACUCUUUUUUUAUCACCACAAUCCACAUUAGUGUUGAUUGAGUUUACACCAGCGGGAAGACAUUGAUAUUCUGUAUAAAAUGACUUCACACUUCUACCUAACCUCUUCUCACUGAUUCCUGUCACUCAAUGUUUUCCAUCCUUGCCUUGCUGUAGAGAUAGUCCCCAGCAAUCUCUUCAUCACUCUGACCUCAUCUUAUCAUCACCAUGGAGACUGCCAACAACUACGUGCUGAUCCACGGGAAAAACAUAUCCCACAAUACCCUCGGAGGCUCUGCUGCCGUACCCCACAUGUCCAUCGACAAGCUCUUCCCAGCUCUGCUCGAGUGCUUUGGCAUCAUAUUGUGCGGCUACAUAGCUGGCAGGGCAGAUAUCAUCACAGAGAGCCAGGCGAAGGGUUUGGGGAACUUUGUAUCUAAGUUUGCUCUUCCAGCGCUGCUCUUCAAAAACAUGGUGCUGCUGGACUUUGGAGAUGUGAUCUGGGCAUUUCUCUGGAGUGUGCUGGUUGCCAAGGUGACAGUGUUUGUGCUGGUGUGUGUGCUGACUCUGAUGGUGGCCAGUCCAGACAACAGAUACAGCAAAGCUGGUCUGUAUGCCAUCUUUGCUACGCAGAGCAAUGACUUUGCCUUAGGAUACCCUAUAGUUGAUGCUUUGUAUCGGAGCACAUACCCAGAGUACCUCCAGUACAUCUAUCUUGUCGCCCCCGUGUCCCUCAUGAUCCUCAAUCCCAUCGGCUUUGCUCUUUGUGAGGUGCAGAAGUGGAGGCAGGCCAGCCAUUCACAUCACAGCACUGUUGGCAUUGUGGGAGUUGUAGUCCUACAGGUGCUGAAGAACCCAGUCGUAUUCAUGGUGAUAGUGGGAAUCAUAGCCCACUUUGCCCUGGCCCAGCAGAUCCCUGCUGUGCUAUCUGAGUUCAUAGAUGGCCUGGCUAACUCUUUUGGAGGUGCAGCCUUAUUUUAUCUCGGCCUAUCUAUGGUUGGCCAACUUAAGAAACUAACCAGAGACACAGGAGUGGCCCUGAUUCUCCUCAUCACAGCCAAACUCCUGGUGAUGCCUCUGGUCUGUAAAGACAUGGUUGAUAUUCUGGAUGUCGGAGUGAACAGCACGAGCGCCAACCACACCAGUCUGUCUAACUUUGCUUUCCUAUAUGGAGUCUUCCCGACUGCUCCGAGUGUGGCCAUCUACGCUGCCCACUACAACAUGGAGCUAGAAGUGGUAACAUCCGGGAUGGUCAUCAGUACGUUUCUGUCUGCACCCAUCAUGUAUGUCUCAGCCUGGUUAUUAACAAUCCCCCUGAUGGACCCGACCCCCCUGGUGACAGAACUUGAAAAUGUCAGCUUCAACAUCAGCAUUGUCAGCCUGUUAGCAAUGGUGUGGACCAUAGUGGUGAUGUUGCUCAGCAGAAAAUUCAACAGACUUCCUCACCUCUUUUCUUUGAAUCUUUUCUUGGCUCAGUUCUUGGUGUGUGUCAGUAUGAUCCUAUGGAACGUCUUGGUGAAACAAGAGGGCAAUUUGAUCGGCAGAAUUAUCACCUUCACGCUGCUCUAUGGCUCUCUGUACAGCACCUACAUCUGGACGGGUUUGAUCCCUCUGUGUCUGGCUCUGACUGACAGAGAUGAUCUGCUGAGACUCCGACCAGGAGUGUUCAUGGUUUUGGGUUGGGGGGUUCCCUUCCUUAUGGUCGGAAGCCUUCUAAUAUUUGGGGAAAGGACUGAGACCAUCGAUUCUGCCUUUUUCUAUGGCAGGGCACAGAUCAUUAGCACGGCAGUGGUGCUUGCAGUCAGCCUGGGGCUCGGUGCAAUAUCUCUGAUGGGCCUCAGCCAGGGAGACAGGGAGCAGAGAGGCUAUGAGGCCCUGAACAGAGCUGCUUUAACAGGCAAUAAUGAGCUGAGGCCCCCUGGUGGCACAGACGACUCGCGACAACCACAACAACAGCUGACAGCAAAUUCGCCUGCCUGCAGCAUCAACUCAGACCACAACGGUUUCUCUCCUCUCCAGUCCUUACCGGAUAUGAUCGCAAGCACACAGAGGGAGCACCUCAACAGCACAGGCCACAGUGGGGCGCUGUUAGACGGGCAGACACUGGGCUCUACCACCUCUGAGCAGCCGCUGGACCUGCCGCCACCCGGGCUUCAACCCACUGACGAUAAACAGACAGUCAGACACGUUCUGCUCUGUCUGCUCCUCAGUGUCAGUCUGCUGGCGAACCUGUCCAGCUGUCUGUGGUGGCUGUUCAACAAAGAUCCUGGAAGACUUUACCUUGAACUCCAGUUCUUCUGUGCUGUGGCCAACUAUGGACAGGGUUUCCUGUCAUUUGGCAUCUUUGGUCUGGACAGACACCUUAUCCUGCUGCCCUUUAAAAAGAGGUUUUUGGGCCUGUGGCAGGGCAGGGACGUCGAUGAUUUAAGUCCUUCAAGUGUACCAGAGGAGGUCAGACUCACCUGUACCCAGUUUGUCCGCUACCACAAAGAUCAAUGUGUACAAGACAUUGUGCACACUCGCAGGUUUGGAGGAGGACUGGAGGAGGAGGAGGAGGAGGAGGAGGAGGAGGAGGAGGCUUUGAGACAUUCCCCAUCAAAUCAGCCCCAGCACUUUGACCCGCAUCAGGAUCCUCAGGAGAAACUAAACCUCGAGCCGCAGAAUCUGCACCAAAAUCAAGUUCCAGCUGAAUCCUGCAGCCAGUAUUCCCUUUCAUCUGGAUCCAAGCUUGAUCCUGACAGUGACCACAAAGCUCAGGUCCCGGCUAAUCCCCACCCACACCAGCAUGGUCUAGCUUCAAGCUCAACCCAUCUCCAGCAGCAUCCCCAGUCCUGCUCGGAAAGCGUGUUUCGGGGAAGUGACUUGGUGGACUGGCUGACAGAGCGGGGCUUGUGCGCUGGGCGAACCGACGCCAAACUGUAUUGUGUUCGACUUCAACAGGGAAGAGUCAUUGCCCACAUGGGAGGUCAGGGCAGUUUCAGGGAUGAUCCCACUGCGCUGUACAUCUUUACAUAGGGAGGAGAGAGGGGAGGGGAGGUCCAAUAACAUUUCAGAGGAAUUGAGAUGGAGGUACAAAGCUGCAACCACCAUGACCCAGUGUCAAAACCAAAGCAGAAGUGCCUUAUGGUGCAGUUUCUUCAACGACCACCAGAUACUGGUUAAGUCAUGGCUAAGUGACUCAUAACUAGCCUGAUAAAAGUAGUCUGUCCUGGUUGAGUCAGUGGUUUUCAGGUUGAUAUUCAGUGGUAUAUUCG